Zasmidium cellare ATCC 36951 is the source of this 417-nucleotide messenger RNA. RefSeq lists its product as uncharacterized. The annotation marks the transcript as partial. The record is from RefSeq and is a predicted model, not a curated record. NCBI's taxonomy places the organism in Eukaryota, Fungi, Ascomycota, Dothideomycetes, Mycosphaerellales, Mycosphaerellaceae. The transcript has a single exon.
UAUAUCAUCUCGCGCGAUGCGAACGAAGCGGAGCGCCUCGAAGUGCAGCACAACUGCAUGAUCUCGUGCCAGGGGUACUAUCUACACCCAGACGUGAUUCCAUCAAACACCGCCCCUCGAAUCGCCGACCUGGCCACAGGAACGGCUAUCUGGCUACGCGAGCUUGCUCCAGCAUAUCCUCAGGCAGAACUGCAUGGCUUCGACAUUUCUGACAAGAUGUUCCCGGAAAUAGACAGACGCCCUUCGAACGUCAAGCUUCACGUUGCCGAUAUCAAGAAACCAUUCGAUGAUGAGUGGCUGGGCUACUUCGAUAUAGUGAAUGUCCGCUUGAUCCAGGCUGCUAUGAGGGUGGAAGAAUGGGGUCCAUUGGUCUGCAACAUCUCCACCUUACUCAAACCUGGAGGCUGGCUACAGUGG